Messenger RNA from Staurois parvus, 353 nucleotides. NCBI's taxonomy places the organism in Eukaryota, Metazoa, Chordata, Amphibia, Anura, Ranidae. The record is from the annotation of a GenBank genome assembly.
AUGGGGCCCCCGGGCAAUAGGGGAUCAUGGGGCCCCUGUGUCCUUGCCCAAACUCAAAAAAGCCUAUGAAAAAGUAUGGGAUCUUAUGAGAAAAUAAAUCUAGCCUGGCCAAUCAAUUCUCCCCCAAAAUGGUCAGUCAUGGCAUGUUCAUGGGGGCCCAUGGGCGGACUGACAACUCAUGGGGCCCCCGGGCAAUAGGGGAUCAUGGGGCCCCUGUGUCCUUGCCCAAACUCAAAAAAGCCUAUGAAAAAGGUACCAGGGGCAUCUCAUGGGGCCCCCUACUGACCCCGGGCCCUCGGGUAGUGCCCGAGUUUCCAAAUGGUCAGUCCGCCCCUGGGGGCCCCAACAACAUA